This is a messenger RNA of Salarias fasciatus (jewelled blenny), 576 nucleotides long. Its product is annotated as apolipoprotein D-like. Gene Ontology annotation, molecular function: lipid binding. Bases 4 to 576 code for a protein of 190 amino acids. The record is from RefSeq and is a predicted model, not a curated record. Gene Ontology annotation, biological process: response to reactive oxygen species; lipid metabolic process; brain development. The transcript is spliced from 4 exons. Lineage: Eukaryota; Metazoa; Chordata; Actinopteri; Blenniiformes; Blenniidae. Gene Ontology annotation, cellular component: cytoplasm.
AAGAUGAACUCCCUGCAGGUGGUCUCCCUGACUCUGCUGCUUGCUGCUGCAGCCAGCGCUCAGGGCUUGAAGCUCGGCAAAUGUCCACAACCUGCAGUUCAGGCCAACUUCGAUGCUGCCAGGUACCUCGGGAAGUGGUAUGGGAUCCAGAAGCUGCCCACGACCUUCCAGAAAGGCCAGUGCAGCACUGCCGUCUACACCCUGAAGAGUCCCGGAGUCAUCGGGGUCCUGAACAGUGAGCUGCGUGAUGAUGGAACCAUCAGUUCCACUGAGGGCACCGCUACAGUCAAGGACCCUGCUGAGCCCGCCAAGCUGGAGGUCUCCUUCUCCAAAGACUCUCCUCCUGGUCCCUACUGGGUCCUGUCCACUGACUACCAGGGCCACACUCUGGUCUACAGCUGCAGAGAGGUGGGUCUGUUCCACAGGGAGCUGGCCUGGAUCAUGAGCAGGGAGCCCACCCUGCCUGAGGCGACUGUCCAGGAGCUGCGCAGCAUCCUGUCCUCUGUGGGAGUCCACGUCGACAAGUUGGUCCCCACCAACCAGGACGAGACGUACUGCGCCCCCAUGAGCCAGUGA